AAUAUAAUACAACCCCCCAUCCAACUAUUCCCCUCCUUUUCUCUCCAUUCCGAAUCCACCCCACGAAGCCCGUCUCAAUUACUCCACCCCCAUCUCAAUUCGCAAUUCCUCCGCGAUCCAUGGAUCUCCAGCUGGAGCAGCUCGAGUCUGUGUCCCUCGCCGACGUCCUCCGCGAGUCCGUCUCCAUCCCCCGCUGCUCCCCCCGCACCUUCGCCCUCAUCACCCUCACCCUCGUCUUUCCCCUCUCCUUCGCCGUCCUCGCCCACACCCUCUUCACCCACCCCAUCCUCCGCCACCUCCGUUUCUCCUCUUCUUCAUCCUCUGGCGAGUGGGCCCUCCUCCUCCUUUACCAGUUCAUCUACCUCCUCUUCCUCUUCACCUUUUCCCUACUCUCCACCGCCGCCAUCGUCUUCACCGUGGCCUCUCUAUACGCCGCCAAGCCCGUCUCCUUCCGCUCCACCCUCGCCGCCAUCCCCCCCAUCCUCCCCCGCCUUCUCCGCACGUUCCUUUGGGUCGCCCUCAUCAUGCUUCUCUACAACCUCGCCUUCGCCCUCGCCAUCCUCCUCCUCCUCGUCACCACCCACUCCAUCUACUCCGUCUCCUUCCUCCUCGGCCUCGUCCUCGUCCUCCUCGCCUUCCUCGCCGCCCACGUCUACAUCUCCGCCAUCUGGCACCUCGCCAGCGUCGUCUCCGUCCUCGAACCCCUCUGCGGCCUUGCCGCCAUGACCAAGAGCCGCGACCUAAUCCGCGGCCGCGCCCGCAUGGCCGCCACCUUCGUCGCCUCCUACCUCGGCUUCUGUGGCCUCAUCGGCUGGGCUUUCCGUGCCGUCGUCGUCAAGGGCCCCAACGAGGAGGGCAGCGCCCGGGCUGGGAUCGGAGCCAAGGUACUCAUUGGCGGCGCCCUUGUGGCGGUGCUCGUUGUGCUGAAUCUCGUGGGAUUGCUGGUGCAAAGUGUGUUCUAUUACGUGUGCAAGAGCUACCACCACCAGCAGAUUGAUAAGAGUGCGCUCUACGACCACCUCGGCGGAUAUCUCGGGGAGUAUGUGCCCCUGAAGAGCUCCAUCCAGAUGGAGGACUUCUGAACCUCUGAAUUGAAUUCUCUUGACAUAUCCGGCAAAAAUUAUUUGUCAUGGACUCUUGAUGCCGAGAUCCAUUUGGACGCAAUGAAUCUUGGAGAAACUAUAAAAGAAGGAAAUGACGCAUCCCUGCAGGAUCGCGCCAAAACAAUGAUCUUCCUUCGCCACCAUCUCCAUGAAAGCUUGAAAGCCGAAUAUCUUACAGUGAAAGAUCCAUAUGUCCUUUGGACAAAUUUGAAAGAGAGAUAUGAUCAUCAGAAAUAUACGAUCCUUCCAAAAGCCCACUACGAAUGGAUUCACCUACGGCUGCAGGAUUUUAAAACUGUAAGCGAGUAUAAUUCCGCAGUAUUCAGAAUUACCUCUCAGUUAAAAUUAUGCGGAGAAAAAAUUACUGAACAGGAUUUGUUAGAAAAAACAUAUUCUACUUUUCAUGCCUCGAAUGUGCUCCUGCAGCGGCAGUAUCGAGAGCGGGGUUUUAAAAGAUAUUCUGAGCUGAUAUCAUGCCUACUUGUUGCUGAGCAAAAUAAUGAACUUUUGAUGAAAAAUCAUCAAUCACGACCAACUGGUUCAGAUCCAUUCCCUGAAGUGAAUGCUGCAUCAUCUGUUCAUCAUAGACAUGACCGUGGUCAUAGUCAUGGACGUGGCCGUGGACGUAGUCGUGGCCGUGGUCGUAAUAAGCAUUGGUAUCGUGGAGGCUACCAUGGCAUAAACUUUAAGAAAUCAGCAAACAAGGAGGAGAAACCACAUAACUCCUCUAAAAAUAAAGAAAGUGAUUGCUAUCGAUGUGGCAUGAAAGAACAUUGGUCACGUACCUGCCGUACGGCCAAACACCUUGUUGACCUUUACCAAGCUUCACUGAAAGGAAAAGGGAAUGAUGUAGAAACAAAUUUUGUUGAAGAUCAAGAUCCACUGAACAUCACCAAUUUAGAUGUCUCCGAUUUUUUUGAGAAUGAUGAUGGAAAGUUUGAACAUCUGAGUGGUGAUGGAAAUGUUCUAUAUGAUUAAAUCUUGUUUUUCCUUUGAGAAAUCUACUUUACUUUGAAGCA
Phoenix dactylifera (date palm) is the source of this 2122-nucleotide messenger RNA. RefSeq lists its product as uncharacterized. NCBI's taxonomy places the organism in Eukaryota, Viridiplantae, Streptophyta, Magnoliopsida, Arecales, Arecaceae. The record is from RefSeq and is a predicted model, not a curated record.